GCAGCACCAAGAACAAAACGAUUUGCUCCGCUUCUCACAGUUGUGACGCGCUAUGAAAGGAGAAAGAGAAGAGAAGAAAAGUACUCCUCCGUUUCUCCUAUCUGUUUUCCUCUGCACCCCCCUCCCUUUUGGCUGUCAAUCCCAGAAGCGCUUCAUCCAUCGAUAGAUUCGUGUUUUUCUUCUCUUUCCCUUGUCAACUCUCUUCUAUUUUUGUACUAUCGCCGAGGUCGGUUGAGUCUUCCUCGUAUCAAGGGCAUUCGUUUCUCUUUUAAUCGCCUCACCAAAAGCACGUUAUACUUCCCCGAAGUUUGUGUAGGAGUGAUAUUCCACUUUCUUCUCUUUGCCUCGCAGCUUUCUUCUGUUGAGGUUCUGGUUCCCUGCUGUUAGCGCAACUGAAUUUCCUCUUAACGAGCCCUUUGCUUUCUUUUGUGACCAGUGAGAGGUGUGACAUUGAUACUGACCAACAACUACAGCACAGACGGCAAGAUUGAGAUCGUGGUUGCACACCUUCACCCAAUUUUUUCCCUUUUAAUCUUCCAAGUCUCGUCUUUUCAUCGUAUUAUCCGUUAUAAUUUGUUCUUUAGGUUGUGUGGAAAUCUUGAAUUCAAGAAAGCACGAGUGCGGUGACACAUUCAUUUGCGCUGCAGCUUACUUUUUCCGUCGGCCUCUAAAUUUGUACUUUGUUCAAGCGGUCUGCGACACACUUUUCUGUGUUGUUGGCCGUGCAUACAGACAACGGUUACUGCAGAUUCCGUGGUCUUUUAGUGGUGCGCACAUCCUUAGAAGCAAAUGGGCGGCGAAUCGAGUAAACACGCCGCUGCUGCAGGGGCGGCGCGCAGCCGUGAGCGGAAGCGCAGCGGUCUGUCCAACGCAUUCGCCGGCGGUGACUGCCGCAGCACCUCCAACAACCCUCGGCCCAACACCAUGGGCCCGUCCUAUGGCAGCGCCCCGGAGCACAUUCCCGCAGCGCCGGUGAAAUGCACGCCCGUACCAAUAGAGUCGAUCAGGACGCUCGGUGCGGACCUUACCUGGAUUCCAGACACGGAGGCGACGUUGAUCACGGAGUGGAACCACGAGCGCCAAAAGCUCACUGCAGCCGGCCUACGAAGGUCGCAGCCGAGGAGAAAUGGCGAUAGUAACGGUGGCGGUCCGGCAGGGAGUUCCGGUGACUCUUCCGGCCACGCAUCCCCUGGCGCAAAACAGAGCAGCAGUGGCAGCCCCACCGCCGCCGCAGGUGAUCAAGCCACGCCUGGUGUCGCCUCCAGCGCCGGCAACCUUGUCCCGUUGAACUGCGACUGCGCACCAGCGACGACAGGGCGCAGUACGGGCUUGAUUUUCCGUGUUCCGACCACGUGGGCCCAGCCGGGGUUUCCAGGCUCCGGCUCAUCGCUGAGUCGUUCGCCAUCGUGGCCCUCUAGCCUCCAAGUAGCGACGGACCAGCGCGGUGGGUCGAAGAAGCCGUCUGCUGGAAACUCCCCAUGCUCCCCCGUCGUCAUCUCUGCGCUGCCAGUGGGCAUCGAGUACUACCGCGCCCUGCAGACCCGUUGGACCACGCCGGAGGCGCGCUCCAUGCCGCCCGCGACGGAGGAGGAGGACCUGAAUGACUCGCUGAUCUUGGAGGCGGUGGCGGAUCCCGAUUGCAGUGUGCUGAGCCCACCGGUCCCGCUGGGGUACAUGAUCGACUUGUUUGUUCCGCAGUGGCGCGCGGAGGGUUUGUUUGACCAAGCGGAACAUGGAAACUCAGUCCGCUGA
Leptomonas pyrrhocoris is the source of this 1752-nucleotide messenger RNA. RefSeq lists its product as hypothetical. The transcript has a single exon. Lineage: Eukaryota; Euglenozoa; Kinetoplastea; Trypanosomatida; Trypanosomatidae. The record is from RefSeq and is a predicted model, not a curated record. The coding region runs from base 790 to 1752 and encodes 320 amino acids.